UUGCCUCAAAUUUUAGCCUUCAUUAUUAGCAUUUUAAAAAGUGAUAUUAGCACUUUUAACAUGGCAGUCUUGGCCUCUUUUUUUAACUGUAGGAAAGUAUGUUUUUUUUUCUUCUUAACUAAGUAAAUUUCUUUGCUACAUGAGGACUUGCUAUUUCAGCAACUACACAAUACAGAGCAUAUUCUGAAAGCCCUUGAAUACACACAGCUUUUAAGAAAUAUAUAAACCCAAUUGGGAAAGAGUAACGUAACCUAUCAAUUUUCUACUUAUGGAAGCUUUUCUAGAAUUAAUGUUUUCUCUUCAAUUCUCACAGAUAUAAUAUGAAGAAUAAGAAGAAAUAUAGAAGCUGUAGAUGCCGAUUUUGUGAGAAUUCCAGCAGCAGAAAGCUUUCACUGGCUCUGCACACCUUACGUCCAUCAGGAGUGUCCCAGUGAAGCCACCUCCUUCUUUUUGACUGACCAAUGGAACUGCCUGGGGCUUUGCUGGAAGAAAGGGAUGGCAUAAUGUCAUGUCUAACACUACAAGCAUAUCAAAUUUUGUACUUGCUGGAUUUUCUGGAAAUCAAGAGGCUCAAAUUUUACACAGCAUUGUCUUCUUGAUAACAUAUCUCUUUGUCCUGGUGGGAAAUCUUCUGAUUAUUUUUUUGAUACUGUUCAAUCGCUACCUGCGUACCCCAAUGUAUUUCUUUUUGAUCAAUUUAGCUAUUGGUGAUCUUGGUGUCACCUCUGCCAUUAUACCCAAAUCUAUUGUUAAUACCUUCAUGAAUUCCAAAUUGAUUUUGUAUUUUGAAUGUAUGACACAAUUGUUUUUCUAUGUUUCUUUCCUAUCAUCAAAUUUAUUCUUUCUCACUAUCAUGGCUUAUGACAGAUACAUUGCCAUCUGUCACCCAUUACACUUUGCAUCCAUAAUGAAAUGGUCCACUUGCUUCCAAAUGGCAGGAGGAGCCUGGGUGCUUGGAUUUCUGCAUUCAGCUUUACACACAUGGAAUAUUUUUUCAAUGCUUUUCUGCUCCAAUAUUAUCAAUCAGUUCUUCUGUGAAGUUCCUCAGUUAAUCAAGCUCUUUUGCUCUGAUUCUUAUCUCAGAGAAACCUGGGUACUUGUCUUUAGUUCAUGCUUAGGAGUAGGCUGUCUCUCAUUCAUUAUCUUGAGCUAUGUGCAGAUUUUUUCCACUGUGCUGAGAAUGCCUUCAGUUGAGAAAAAGGAAAAGGCCUUCUCCACUUGCAUCCCCCACCUCAUUGUAGUUUCCCUAUUCAUUGGUAGUAGCCUCUUGGCUCACCUGAUAUUACCUGCCAAAUCUCCAUCUAGACUGGAUCAAGUAUUUACUACACUAUAUACUAUGGUGCCUUCACUAAUGAAUCCAAUAAUCUACAGCAUGAGGAACAAAGAUGUAAAAGCUGCCUUUUUGAAAUUGCUUGGCUGGAGAUUAUUUAGCAAACAAUGUUAAUUCC
Molecule: messenger RNA, 1448 nt
Organism: Pantherophis guttatus
Lineage: Eukaryota; Metazoa; Chordata; Lepidosauria; Squamata; Colubridae
Source: RefSeq, a predicted model, not a curated record